CUCCUUGUUAAGAUGGCGGCCGGCGGAGCGGACCCGCCGCACAGGGCGGGCGCCUUCAAACAGCAGAACAAGUCGCACAAGGCGGGCAGGCACCGCACCAAGGGCGAGCUGGAGCGGGAGAACAAGGGGAGGGUUUCUGCUAAAGUGAUUUCUAAGAAGCAUCGGAAAGCCCUGAAGAAGCAGGACCGGAGGCAUAGAGCGAUUCAGAUCCGGCGGAACAAGAAAGAGGCAAUGCUCUCAGAGAAGAGAUCCCUUGGGAGCAAGGAUGGGCCUCCUCACCUUGUGGCUGUGGUAUUGUUGCACGCUGGCAUCAGUGUCCAGAAUGUCCUGAAGCUGAUACAGAGCGAUGAGACAGCAAGAGUACAUCAGAGCGAUCAGGACAGUCAGUGCUUUGGCCUUGUCUUCCCGAGGUUCAAACAGAGGUUCUACUUUGUCCGUGCAAAUCCAGGGGAUAUCCACGCAAUACUCGAUAUUGCCAAAGUGGCGGACACCUUGAUGUUUGUCGUUGAUCCUUAUGAGGGAUGGGACAGCUACGGUGACUACAGUCUCUCCUGCAUCUUUGCACAGGGUCUCCCCAACCAUGUGUUCGUAGUUCAGGGAAUUAAUGACCUUCCCAUGAAGAAGCGAACAGACGCCAGGAAGAAUCUGAGCAAGUUACUGGAGAAGCGUUUCCUGGAUGCCAAACUCUUCAACCUGGACACUGAGCAGGAAGCUCUCAGCGUGAUGAGACAUGUGGCCAUGCAGAAACACCGACAUGUGGUCUUCCGGGACAGGCGGGCCUAUCUGCUGGCUCAGCGGGCGGCAUUCGAACCCAGCGACCCCAGUGGGCUCGUGGGGACCCUGAAGGUGUCUGGUUAUGUCAGGGGUCAGACCCUCAACGUGAACAGACUGAUCCAUAUCGUUGGACACGGUGACUUCCAGAUGUGUCAGAUCGAUGCCCCUCCUGACCCUAUCCCUCUGAACACGAGGACUGCCCCGAACCACGUACAGAAAGGAGCGGAUGCUGAGAUGAAUGAUGUCAGUGCUGAGAUGGAAGAGGAUGUGAAAGUGCUGAUGAAGGCAGAUCCCAGCAAACAGGAAUCUCUGGAGUCCGAGGUGGUUCCUGACCCGAUGGAGGGAGAGCAGACGUGGCCGACAGAGGAAGAGCUGCAAGAAGCCGAGGAAGCUAUAAAGGAAACCAAGAAGAUUGUUCGAAAAGUACCAAAGGGCACGUCCGAUUACCAGGCUGCGUGGAUUCUGGAUGACGGAGAGGAGGUGGACGAGGAUGAGGAGAGUGAUGAGGAUAUGGAGGAGGAAAACCUGAUAGAAGAACCACAGGAUAGUGAUGAGAGUGGGGACGAGGAGGAGGCUGAUGAUGAAUGUGAAACAAUGACUGUUGGUGAGAGCGUACGCGAUGAUAAUUACGAUGAGAAGAUCGACGACGAGGAGGAGAGGAAAAUGCUGGAGAAGUACAAGCAGGAGCGAAUGGAGGAAAUGUUUCCUGACGAGAUGGACACUCCCAAGGAUGUUGCUGCACGUGUCAGGUUUCAGAAGUACCGGGGUCUGAAGAGUUUUCGCACAUCCCCUUGGGACCCCAAAGAGAACCUGCCAAGAGAUUAUGCCAGGAUUUUCCAGUUCCAGAAUUUUGCCAGAACGAGAAAGCGAGUCUUCAACGAGAUCACGGAAGAGGAAGACGGGGCCAUGGUUGGCUGGUACGUGACGGUUCAUGUCUGCAAUGUGCCGAUCUCUGUGAUGGAGAGUUUCAAACCUGAGCUGCCCAUAGUCCUCUUCACCAUGCUCCCGCAUGAGCAGAAGAUGUCGGUCAUCAAUUUCUUGCUCAGGAGACACCCAAGCUGCACUGAACCCAUCCAAUCCAAAGAAGAGGUGAUCUUUCACUGUGGCUACAGGAGGUUCCGGGCCCCACCUCUCUAUUCACAACACUCCUCAGCUUAUAAGUUCAAGUAUGAGAGGUUUUUCCCCCCAAACUCCAGUAUCGUGGCAACUGUGUACGCUCCGAUCACCUUCCCCUCUGCCUCCGUGCUGAUGUUCAAAUCCCGAGUCAAUGGCAUGCAAGAUUUGGUAGCAACGGGCUCCCUGCUGAGUGUGGAUCCUGACAGAAUCAUCGUGAAGAGAAUUGUCCUGAGUGGCCAUCCCUUCAAGAUCAUGAAGAAAACCUCUGUGGUCAGAUACAUGUUCUUUAACCGAGAGGAUGUCCUGUGGUUCAAACCAGUGGAACUUCGAACUAAAUGGGGUCGCAGAGGACAUAUCAAGGAGUCUCUAGGUACCCACGGACAUAUGAAAUGCUUGUUUGAUGGACAACUCAAAUCCCAGGACACCGUUCUGAUGAACUUAUACAAAAGGGUUUUCCCAAAGUGGGUGUACGAUCCAUACGUUCCAAAUCCAGUGCCUUGGGAGAAGAACGAAUCCAUUAUAAAUGCAGCGGAAAUUGAUAUAGAUUAGAGUGUGGAAAUGGAUUUCUGAAUCAGUGUGCCAUCUACAUUUCAGUGACUUUGGUUUCUUGCAUGUUACAUGCAGAGUUUCUACAGAGUUCCACCUAUUCACUUUGGUGGAUUAAAUGAAAGAAUCAAUGCCUUGAGACUUGACUUUGAAUUUAAAAUAGAUUCUUUUAUACAGUACUGGCACGAUACUGCAAAAGGUGACUGGCUACCUUAUUACAAAGCAUAGUAGCACCCAUUGGUAGUCAAUAAUGCCAUUACUUAUAUAAGAAUCUCUUACAGCAGUCACAUAGAGUGAAACCGUAUGCAAGCAGACCCUUCAGCCCAAUUAGUCCAAUUCUGAUGGUUUGUGGUUUGUUUUGCAACUUCAUUUUGUGUCUCAUUACAAUAAAAUGUAUCUGAUUAUUCUCCUACCCUAACCUUUAGCUCCCCACCACAGUGAUGUGAUUGGAUCAGGCAGGUCAGUGGAUGACUUCUCCUUUUUCCAGUGUAGAUCUGCUGCAGAAGAUAAGCACAUGGUGAAGAUUUUGCCCAGAUCCACCCUCCUUAUAGCUACAACCAGUCUCUGCUCAGUUAUUUCCCUCUUUACCCCACGUGAUUGGCUGAGAUAAAAGACUUUCCAAUGUGGUGUGGGGGGGUGGUUAUAUAAUCUUAACCUGCAAGGAGCCCUUUCCGGGCAUAUUUCAUGGGGACUGUUACAUCCUGUUCCAAAUCCUAGUCCGCAUUUGACACUCGACUGGAAUCUAGGUUUCAGAAAUGGAACAUUCCCUGCUGUGAACUUCGUGACAAAAUAAAUUGUGUCUUGACGCACAGAUGUUGCGCUAUAUUCA
Molecule: messenger RNA, 3265 nt
Organism: Callorhinchus milii (elephant shark)
Lineage: Eukaryota; Metazoa; Chordata; Chondrichthyes; Chimaeriformes; Callorhinchidae
Gene: tsr1
Product: TSR1 ribosome maturation factor
Exons: 15
Coding region: 13-2439 (808 amino acids)
Biological process (GO): ribosome biogenesis; maturation of SSU-rRNA from tricistronic rRNA transcript (SSU-rRNA, 5.8S rRNA, LSU-rRNA); endonucleolytic cleavage of tricistronic rRNA transcript (SSU-rRNA, 5.8S rRNA, LSU-rRNA)
Cellular component (GO): nucleus; preribosome, small subunit precursor
Molecular function (GO): GTPase activity; GTP binding; U3 snoRNA binding
Source: RefSeq, a predicted model, not a curated record